Magallana angulata is the source of this 1861-nucleotide messenger RNA. Its product is annotated as GDP-D-glucose phosphorylase 1-like. The coding region runs from base 149 to 1189 and encodes 346 amino acids. The record is from RefSeq and is a predicted model, not a curated record. Gene Ontology annotation, biological process: glucose metabolic process. Gene Ontology annotation, molecular function: GDP-D-glucose phosphorylase activity. NCBI's taxonomy places the organism in Eukaryota, Metazoa, Mollusca, Bivalvia, Ostreida, Ostreidae. Gene Ontology annotation, cellular component: cytoplasm. The transcript has 10 exons.
UAGAUUGAAUCUCCUAAACGUUUUACCAAUAGCAAAAAAUUAAAGGGAGUUGGAUACUUUAUUUUGACAUGGAAUAUUUUGAUUCGUUCGUUUCGUAGGCAAGUGCGUGGAGCCGGACACGCUCAUUAUUGAGAAGAAUAUCUUCAGAAUGGCUGAGAGUUUUCCAUACAGUGAUGAAGAUUUGAAAGGUGUCUCAUCAACAGAGAUAGAUGAAUACCAGAACAGUAAGUUUGACCUUCUUUUACGACAAAAAUGGGAUCAAGCAAUGAGAGAUGGGCAUUUCCGCUAUCAGCUGGAUAAAGUAGAGACAAAAAUAAUUCCAGGGAAGAAAAAAUAUGUUGCACAGUUGAAUGUAAAAAGGGCAACCGAGAGAAGAAAGCCUCAGGAAAUCACAAUUGUCAAACAGCAGUUUGAUGCCAAACAGUUUAACUUCACCAAAAUUAAGUCAGAGGAGAUAUUGUUUGAGCUUGACAAAGUUGCAUCAAAUUCCUUAUGCAAUGGAGAGAACCUAAAGAGACGGACCUUGGUGAUAGUCAAUGUCAGUCCGUUGGAGUAUGGCCACAUUCUGAUAGUUCCUGAUAUUGAUGCCUUCUUUCCUCAAAUACUCACUCAGUUUGCUAUCAAAACAGCACUGGAGUGUAUGCUACUCAGCAGUCACAGGGGGUUUAAGGUUGGGUUUAACAGCCUGUGUGCUUUUGCAUCUGUCAAUCAUUUGCACCUCCAUGCCUACUACCUGGAACAUGAUCUGUUUGUGGACACUUGUCCAGUGACUCAUCUACAAGGACCUCUAUACGAGCUCACUGCCAUGCCCUGCCCUGGAUUUGCUUUCCAGCUUCAGAACCGAAACACAGAAGACUUAUCCAGAGAUAUACACAAAGUGGCAGACUACCUAUCGGAGCAUGAGGUGGCCCACAACAUGUUUCUGACGUACGGUAAAAGCUUUGACUCGCAGUCAACGGAACCCACAAUACGGGUUUUUCUGUGGCCUCGCAAAAAGUUCAUAGGUAUUAAAGAAGAGGCUGCUUUUAAUGUAGCGGUUGUUGAAUUAGGAGGACACUUGCCAAUCAAGGUUGAGGAACUGUACGGAAGUCUUACAGAGGAAUCAAUAGAGGAAACCAUUAGGUCAGCUUGUCUAGAGGACCAGGAGUACCUGUCAAUCAAACAGGAUGUGACCAGACUGUUCAGUUGAUGUUAGCUGUAUAAUUAGGUCAUUUCUGUUUUUAAUUUAGGAGUAAGCUUUACAUAUCAUUUCCAUGUUUGAUAUUAUUAGCAUAAUAAUUUAUUGUCUUCAAUAUUUUUAAAAAGACAUAUAUUGUAAAUAAUGUAAUUCUUUGUUGACCUUGACCUUAUUCCCAGGCUUUUUUUUUAACAGUCUAAGGUCAAUGUCAUUAUUAUUUUAACAUGACCAAAUUUACAUAACUGUUACUGGAUGCUCGUACUGUUAUUGGGUUCAAGUUAUUUACUGAUAUAAAGGUCGAGUAUGAACACUCUCCUUUUAAUCUGGAAUACAAUAUACAUGUAUGACAAUUUUAACCAAGAUAGCCCCUCAAGUAUUACAAGGUCACAGAUUAUAGAUUUUGUCUUUGAGCUGAAAUAAAAUUAAUAAUAUGUCCAUCUGUCUUUCCAGAGAUCUCAAUCAUCGUUUUAUUACCAUCUUUUUGGGAACAAUUUGUAUUAAAGUAUGUGCUUUAGAAAUCCAAUUUUUUUCAUGUUGCUGAACAAAAAAAACCCCAAUAAUUUAUUGUACUAUGGUAAUUGUACUUUUCUUUGCAUAAAUGUUAUUUAUUUUAUAUACAGCAUAAAUUUCAUUUUUUCCAUUUCAUAACAAAUUUUUUCUGAAGUACAUUUAUAUAUGUAUUGA